Python bivittatus (Burmese python) is the source of this 3341-nucleotide messenger RNA. Lineage: Eukaryota; Metazoa; Chordata; Lepidosauria; Squamata; Pythonidae. The record is from RefSeq and is a predicted model, not a curated record.
GUCGCGGGUCUGUCCCUGAUUGCCUUUGCUUUUCGCAGACUCGGAGGAAGCCAGCAUGGACGCAGAAGUCCGGAAUCCACCCGUGGGUUGCCAAGGCGAAGACGAAAAUGGCUCGCUUUCCGCUGAGAAGCCCUCGGAGCCGGAUGAGCCCCCGAGCGACCCACCCGAUUUGGAGGCCUCCGUGAGCAACGGGGGUGAAUCCGAGAUGGAAAAGGAGUUGGUCGAGUUGAAAAUUAUCUGGAACAAAAAUAAGUACGACUUGAAGUUCCCUCUUGACAGCACAGGAGCAGACCUGAAGCUGAAAAUCCACUCGCUGACAGGCCUUCCACCUGCAAUGCAAAAGGUCAUGUUUAAAGGACUGCUCCCAGAGGAGAAAACCUUACGAGAAAUUAAAGUGAUCAGUGGAGCAAAAAUAAUGGUGGUGGGCUCGACUAUCAAUGAUGUCUUGGCAGUGAACACACCAAAAGAUGCUACUCAGCAGGAAGUGAAGUCAGAAGAGACCAAAAAAGAGCCUCUCUGUAGACAAAAGCAACACAGGAAAGUCUUGGAUAAAGGGAAACCUGAAGAUGUAAUGCCUUCUGUCAAGGGUGUCCAGGAGCGUCUGCCAACCGUUCCUUUAUCGGGCAUGUACAACAAGUCAGGUGGAAAAGUGCGGCUAACCUUUAAACUUGAACAAGAUCAGCUCUGGAUUGGCACUAAAGAAAGAACAGAAAAGUUACCCAUGGGAUCCAUCAAGAAUGUGGUGAGUGAACCCAUUGAAGGACAUGAAGAUUAUCAUAUGAUGAGUGCCAUUUAGCAGCCCAGUUGAGGGUGACCUGAACUUUCUCUGGGAAGGGGGUGUCAGAGCAAUACCUUGCAGGCCACUGUGAGUAUCAUGCUAAGCAGCUGAGGGAUAAAAUCACUCGGAUCUGCUCCAAACUGGAUUCCACUGGGCAGGUCCUUUCGGGUUGGCUGAGGCAAGGUCUUGCCCUGUUAUCUGGGAAGAGUUUCAUCCUGUGAGUCUUGAGGAGCAGGUUCUCGGAGUUGUUAGUGCAGCAACCUGUAUGUUAGAUCCAUGUCCCUCCUGCCUGGUCAAGGCCACCUGGAAGAUAAUGUGUCACUGCUGGCUUCGUUUUUGAGUGAAGGGGGGGUUCCCCCUUCCUUGAAAGAAGUAGCAAGUGCUCCCUCCUCAAGAAACCAUAACUGGAUCCAAGGAUAGUGGACAAUUUGCAUUUAAUAUCUCACUUCCCCUUUUGAGGAAAAGUUGAGGAGAAGGUAGUUGAGCUGCAGUUCCAGAGAAUCCUGGAAGAAACAGAUUAUCUGGAAUCUUUUCAGGCCGGGAUAUAAUAUUAAGACAGCAUUGAUUGCACUUGAUCUCAGGCAGGACCAGGAGAGAGGCAGUGCAACUCUCCUGCUCCUUCUUGAUUUCUUAGCAGCCUUCAAGACCAUUGAUUGUGAUACCCAGCUGGACUGACAUUGGGGUAUGGGAAGCACUGGCUUUCCUUCUGUCUCUUGGGUUGGUGUGUGGAAGUGGUAAAAGUGAGAGAGCAAGCCUUAAGCCUCCUCAGAGAUCAGUGCUCUCCCCUCUCAUAUUUAACAUGAGGCUGCUGGGAGAGGUCAUCUGAUGGCACAGGGUCAAGUGUUCUAAGCAUGCUGAUGAGUCCCAGUUAUCCAUCUUGACCCUUUGGCUAUCCAAGUUAUGCUUUUGAGACAUUGUCCCGGGGGCUGGAGGCUGUUAGGGUCUGGAUGGGAGAAACAGUCUUGAGCUCAACCCUAGCAAGACUGAAUCGCUUUGAGUGCAGAGAUCAGUUGCGUCUGAGAAUUUACUAUAUUUAGUUCUCAUGCGGUUGCACUUCCCCAGGUGAAACUGUGCACAAUUGGGGUCCUCCUGGACUUAUGGCUCUUGCUGAAAGAGCAAGUGGCAGCUGUGGCCAAGGAGGACGUUGCACAGAUCCAUCUUGUGCACCAAUUGUACCCUUUUCUAAAUCCACAGACCCUUCUCAGUGUCAUUCAUGCCCUAGUCACCUCCUAUUUGGACUAUUACAAUGUGCUCUAUAGGGGGCUGCUAUUGAAGACUGCUUGAAACUUCCAAUUGAUCCAGAAUGUAGCUGCAUAAGUAGUUAUGGGUGCAUCUCUGUUUUGCAAGUGUCCUGGUUACCAGUUGGUUUCUGAGUGCCAGUCAAGGUACUGGUUGUCAUCUAUAAAGCCCUGGAUUGGGCCCUGGAUAUUUUUGGGACUAUGUUUCUCCAGUUGUCUGCCUGUCUUAUAAGAUCUAGCAGGGUGGAUGUCAUUGGGUCCCAUCUACAGAACAAUGCCAUUUUGUGGGACCCCAGAGAUGUGCCUUCUCUGUUGCUGCUCCUGCCCCCUGGAACAGCAUUCCGCCUGAGGUUGGCUUGGCCCCAACUCUGCUGACCUUCAGGAAAGCAUUAAAAAUUUGCUUUUCAAGCAAGCUCUGGGUUGGACAAUUUGUGAAUGGUUACUGUUUGAAUUUUUCUUUUUUUCCAGUGCACUGCAGCUGUUGUAUUUGGUCCUGCAGGGGUUUUUAGUGCUGUUUUUAACCCAUUGUAUCCUGCUUUGAGUUAGUUCAAUUAGGUGACCCUAUAAAUUGAAGAAGUAAAUCCAUUUACAGAAAAUAGUGACACAGCUCUGGGUCUCUUGGCAUUAUUAACAUCCCCUUUAAUGCAUUUUCUGCUCUCCUCCUGUUCAGUUACUUUGGGGGACAAGAACACGAACAUCAUCUCAGAAUGCUAUUUGCUUGAUAAGCCCACCACGCCCCCAGUAGUGCUAAUGGAUGGUCUUGCAUCUGGGGGGAACAACUAUGAUUAGCUGCUUUCUCUUCAUUGCACAUCGAUGCUAACUGCUUUGGUUCAAAAUCUGUUUUGUUGUGUCUAGCCUGGCAGACUGGUUUAUACUUUCACAAGAUAGCUAGAUUACAAACCAGCUUCAGCCUGUGGUUGCAGUCCCAGUUUGGUUCAAUUGGUUCCUAAUUGGCCAGUUCAAAUGUAGCAGCAGACCAUGGUUCGUGGCAUAGAUGAAUUGGUAACCAGGAUGGAGGAUCCAAGGGGAGGAGAAAGCAGGGUCCUCAGGGCUCCUUCUUGUGGUGCAGCUGUAGGGUAGCUGAACAUCCACAAGCCUUACUGAGUAGGAAAAAUGGGGCUGGGGGAGGGCCUCAGACUUGCCAGGAAUGGCCCAAGACCGUUACUUUAUUGCUGCUGGACUCCAAGUAAGAGUUUCUGAUAUAAAGACCUUGACUCUAACACUGCGAAGUAAAUGCAGAUCUUAUAUAUGAGGGGCCUGACGCUGACCUGCGCUGAAGGAAGUGGUUGUGGCUUGUGGGUUUUAAACCUCCUCCUCCUCCUCCU